AUGACGCAAGACAACCGAAAGGGGAAUCCCGGCUUCUUCUCGGUGUUGUUGGGACGCGGUACUGCCGAUCUCAAAGGCGAGACUCAGGCCGGCGACGAGAAGCGUCCAUUCAACGAGGGUCGAGCUACAACUGUAGUGCCGAGCUCACGUCCAUCAGCAGCAUCGAGACCAUACGAGCAACCUAAAUCUUCCUUUGCCGUCGACUCGCGAGCAUCGUUGAGAACAUCGACGAUACAAGACCCAAGUCGCAGUUCUGCUCAUCGUGACAGCACUGCAUUCCGUCCAGAGCAAGCCAGUCGCAAGCAGUAUGAACCGCUGCCCACGCCAUCAAGGACCGAUGCCCAAUCUGCCGUACCUUCCAUGCGUCCACCCCGCGUCCGGCGAUCUGUAGAUGCCCCAGAAGCACAAGACUCGAAAGACAAGAGCGAAGCCUGCGCGCCAGCCCGCUCCCCGCGAAAAGUCGCUUUCAACACCCCCACGCACUCGCUCCGCAAUGGCAGAGCUGGCUUCUCACGGCGGGAGGAGGCAGGCAGCAGUUCCGAUUCGUCCUAUCAACCUCCUGCACGCAAGAUGGUGCCCAGACCCAGCAAGCCCAAGCACACGCGGAACACAUCCAGAAACGAGCCCGAAGAACGCACCUGGAGCUCCUCUUCAGCCACUUUGCAGGACAAGGACGAGCCUCGAUCACGGUCGGCCAAGAAGAGCCGACCUGGAAAGAGAGGCAACUAUCCGCUGACCAAUGGCUCGCAAAGCGGUGGGUUUGAGGCUGUGCGUGUAUCUGGACCUGACCGCGUCAUCAUCGUACCGACUGCCUCUGGGACGACCGCGACGAUGACGGAAGCCCAGCCUCAGGCAGGGAGGCAGUAUCUGCCAUUGACGUCGACGGGUUCGCAGAGACGACGAGGAUCCGUGCCGAAUGCGCAAAUACAAAUGCAGCCUCCUCCGAAGCCUAAGCACACUUCUCAGGAUGUCAGCCGAGCGGUGUCAAGGCCGGCUGACGUGCAGCGAGACAAAUCGAAUCGUGGCCGCCAAAGCAACGUCGGGGCAGAGGGCGAGAUCAAGGCUGAUAGGGAGCUCAGCAGGUCGCAGAGCCGCCCGGUCAAGGUGGCUGCGCGCACUUCGACAUCGAUCCGACCGAUGCCGCCUAUGCCGGAUCUUCCGGCAACGACGGUGCUGUCGCAGAACAUGGCCAGAGCGCGUGCUGGCCAGCGGAACGCGAUCAGCUCGUACAGCGCCACUCCCAACGGGCUUCAGCAUGCCACGGGCACCAUGCCACAGUUGCACGAACGACCUGCCAAUGCUCGAACGAAGGUGCAGCGGGCAUGA
This is a messenger RNA of Sporisorium graminicola, 1326 nucleotides long. RefSeq lists its product as uncharacterized. The record is from RefSeq and is a predicted model, not a curated record. The coding region runs from base 1 to 1326 and encodes 441 amino acids. Lineage: Eukaryota; Fungi; Basidiomycota; Ustilaginomycetes; Ustilaginales; Ustilaginaceae. The transcript has a single exon.